UAAAAGGCAACCUACAACCACCUCACUGUCAGAGAAGGCUGAGUGUUUGAGAGAGCUUGACUAAGACCCUCCCAGCAUCCUGUGCCUCCAGCAUGGAACCAAAGCAGAUCAGGGAGGGCUACCUUGUGAAGAAGGGAAGUGUGUUCAAUACCUGGAAACCUCUGUGGGUUGUAUUAUUAGAAGAUGGGAUUGAAUUCUACAAAGGGAAAGGCGAGGCCGUCCCCAAUGGAAUGAUUCCCCUGAAAGGAAGCACGGUGAUCAGUCCUUGCAACGAAUUCAGCAAAAGGAUGUUUGUGUUCAAGAUCGUUACUGCCAAGCAACCCAUCUACUUCCAGGCAGCCUUCCUGGAGGAGAGAGAUACUUGGGUUCGGGACAUCAAGAAAGCCAUAAGAUGUGUUGAAGGUGGCCAGAAGUUUUCGAGGAAAUCCACCAGGAGGUCCAUUCGGCUACCAGAAACCAUUGACUUGGGUGCCCUGUAUUUGUCCAUGAAAGAUGCUGAGAAAGGAGUGAAAGAACUGAAUCUGGAGAAGGACAAGAAGAUUUUUAAUCACUGCUUCACAGGUAGCUGUGUCAUCGACUGGCUGGUAUCCAACCAGUCCGUUCGGAACCGCCAGGAAGGCCUCAUGGUUGCCUCAUCACUGCUCAGCGAAGGCUAUCUGCAGCCUGCGGGAGACCUGUCCAAGGCUGCAGUGGAUGGAACUGCUGAAAACCCCUUUCUGGAUAAUCCUGAUGCCUUCUACUACUUUCCAGACAGUGGGUUCUUCUGUGAAGAAAAUUCCAGUGAUGAUGAUGCGAUUCUGAAAGAAGAAUUCAGAGGGGUCAUUAUCAAGCAGGGAUGUUUACUGAAGCAGGGACAUAGGAGGAAAAACUGGAAAGUGAGGAAGUUCGUUCUGAGAGAAAACCCUGCCUACCUGCACUACUACGAUCCUGCUGGGGGGGAAGAUCCCCUGGGAGCGGUUCGCUUGAGAGGCUGUGUGGUGACUUCAGUGGAGAGCAACCCAGAUGCCAAGAAGAAUGAUAAAGAGAACCUGUUUGAGAUCAUCACAGCUGACGAAGUGCAUUAUUUCUUGCAAGCAGCCAGCCCCAAUGAACGCAUAGAGUGGAUCAAAGCCAUUCAGGUGGCUUCCCGCACUGGGAAGUGAGGACACAGCUGCAGCUCCCCAACCCCUCUUGCGGGAAGCCCCAUCUGGGAUCUGUCUGCUACUGGGACACAUCAACAGGAGAGGGUCUGGGGUGGGAAAUUUUCAUCUGCAGGAAGUUCUGAGUGUAUCUUACCAUGUGCUACACUAUGUUUACUGCCCCUCACUGCUCACUACAUCCUCUCACCACCAUUCUGCAUCCCCCAAGCAGCUGUGCGGCAUAGCUGGGCUACUUCAUUGCUCCUGACCUUAGGGCACCUGGUGGGAAAUGAAGGAGCUAAACGAGGAGCUCUCUAAGGUCUCCUGUAGCCUGCUUAAAAUAGAGCCCUGUGAUUCUAAUACCUAUGGACACAAUGGUGUCUCUGGUCAUCCUGCUGAUGUUGUUACUUGGUUAUGUCAUGGCCUUCAGUUGCUUUCAGAUGUAUUAGACCCAAGACAACUCUUCCCUUUGACAUUUUUGCCAACCUGAACUCUGAGUACUAGACAUGAACCUCUCUUUGUCCUUUGUCACUCAUUGCAAAUGGUGGUAGCUUUUAGGGUGAGGCCUGGGAAGUUAGGUCUUUUGAGAAAGAGAUCUAAGGAAGUUAGAAAGCAGACAAUGGCCUUUUCCAUCUCCCAACAGAGCAGACUGUCCUGUUGUCACUUGAGGCUAAUUUUAGCAGGGGCAAGGGGAGUCUCCCUUUAUGCCUCUUGGGAACAUUCUGUGCCAUUUAUUAUUAUUGUUAGGAGGAAGGACCCAAAUCCAUGUGAUUCACUUUCAGUUAAAUUGUAUAGGAAAAAAAGAAUGGCCAGCUGAAUUUCCUCCAUGAGUGAGGUAGCUUGACUAGGAUGUUCCUCCCAGCCAGAGGGUUGAGUUGAUGGGAUGAUGAGCUUCUCCAAAGUCAGCACUGAAAGGGUUCCAGUCUGCAGAGAGCUCCCAGAGGUGGCUGUAAGGCUCCUAUUAACUGUAACAGUUGUGGGCAUAUAUUUUAAGCACAGUAGUAGCAGCUCCUACUUAAGCUUUAGAGUUAUGUGAUCUUGAUUCAAAUUUUGGAUUUGCUGGCAACUAUUUUUUUUUUAAAAAAGAUUUAUUAUCUAUUUUUAUUGGAAAGUCAGAUUUACGGAGAGGAGAGACAAAGAGGAAGAUCUUCCAUCUGCUGGUUCAUUCCCAAGUGGCCACAAUGGUUGGAGCUAAGCCAGGAGCCAGGAGCUUCUGGGUCUCCCACACUGUACAGGAUCCCAAGGCUUUGGGUUGUCCUUGACUGCUUUUCCAGGCCACAGUCAGGGAGCUGGCUGGAAAGUGGAGCAGCUGGGACACGAACUGGCCCCAACAUGGGAUCCCAACAUGUGAGGGGCGAGGACUUUAGCCACUAGGCUACCACAACUUUUGAAUGUGAUCACUCACUAGUAAUUCUCCAAAACUGAGAUACUGCCCAUAAAACUAGGGGUGUGUUUGUAUGUGUGUGUGUAUAUUUUCCAACUUCAGAUAUUUAACUCUAAGUCCCCAGUAAGGAAAGAAUAGGAAGUUCUUCCCGGUUUUAUCAAUUCCUUUCUUGCUCUCUUAAUUCCCUCACAGUCUUCACCAGGCUGUUAACACUCUUGGAUUGUUUGGUCAGUGACUUAGCAGUUAAAGACCUAUCUUUUUCUCUGAUUCCUUAGCAGAUUGUCUUCAUAGAAUAUGCUCAAUAGGUUUUCUGCAUUCACCGUUAACAAUAUUAUUAGUGUGGGACAGAAUCUUAUGUUUUAAAAUAAAUGUGAUUGGGUUUAGA
Ochotona curzoniae (black-lipped pika) is the source of this 2887-nucleotide messenger RNA. It is a transcript of the gene PLEK, whose product is annotated as pleckstrin. Gene Ontology annotation, cellular component: plasma membrane. The coding region runs from base 93 to 1142 and encodes 349 amino acids. The record is from RefSeq and is a predicted model, not a curated record. Lineage: Eukaryota; Metazoa; Chordata; Mammalia; Lagomorpha; Ochotonidae. Gene Ontology annotation, biological process: intracellular signal transduction; actin cytoskeleton organization. The transcript has 9 exons.